Messenger RNA from Malaya genurostris, 908 nucleotides. RefSeq lists its product as uncharacterized. The record is from RefSeq and is a predicted model, not a curated record. Lineage: Eukaryota; Metazoa; Arthropoda; Insecta; Diptera; Culicidae. The transcript is spliced from 4 exons. Bases 162 to 908 code for a protein of 248 amino acids.
UUGACUGCUGAUAUUCAUAAAAUUUGCCUUAUGAUGCUAUAAAAAAAUACAGAAACACGUUUUCAUAAGAACCAUUUAAAUUUCAUUCCAUUUGAAUGAUUUCCAUAAUCAAAAACUAAGGUACCGAACGAACAUGCGUAUAAAUUUCAUUGGGUCGCCUUAUGAUUUUUAUAUCUGUCACUAGUGUGAAAAAUAAUCAUAUUGAAAUAAAAAAAAUGGCUACCGUUGAGUUCGACGAGCUCGUGCUAAUCGCAGAUUGGCUCACAGAAGCUCCUGUGACCUGCCUGGAUAUUUUCAAAGGUGUCGGACUUAAAACGGUUCACUUGGUCACGUUGAGUGAAAACAAUUUCAUCGAAGCCAUCAGCAGUGGACCGAAGCCAACAAUUGAGGCAAGUGAAUUGUGGUCCUUGGUGGAAAAUUGGCGCAAACGGAACGGUUUAGUCAAUGCGACGAUUGUUGACGUCAAGCCUGUAGAUAGAUCUACAGUUUCCGAACCGGUUGAAAAUUUGGAUGAAAUUCAUUCAAAUAAUGAAAUGGAGAUGAACUUCAAUAAGUGCGAAUCAUUCGAAGCUUGCAACAGCAGUUUCAAGGAUCAGGAAAAUGAAAUUGUAACAGACACUGUAGACAAAAGGGACCUGGAACAACCGAAGUGCAGUCCCAGUUUAAACCCGUUGUUGACGCCGAACAGACUACGACAACUCCUUGAGCAGUCCAUAUACGGUAAACAAGUAUUGCAGAAUGGAAAAACACAUCUGUUAUCGGACUCUGGGAGAAAACUAGUAGUUGACACUGUUGUACGAUAUCAUCUGGCUCAAAAUCGCAAAACUUCCGGUGAGAUUGUGAACGAUCUUAGUGACAUCAUAGUAGAGGUGUUUCCCAAGGAAAGCAAGGUGAAUAUUCUCAUGUGA